AUGGUGGAAGAAGAAGAUGUUUCUGACAAAGAGAAUGGCGAAAAAGUAGAAGAGAAUAGUUUGGAAGCUUUGCAUUCAAAGAAUAAAGGGAAAGCCCCGAUAACUAUCAGUCUCAAGAAGACGUCGCAAGAAAGUGAUAUUGCUUUCACGUCUUCGUGGAGGUAUUUCUCGAUUGUCUUUUUCAGUUUUUUGUUAAUGUCAUUCGAUUUAAGAUGCAAAAAUCAAUAUAAUGAAGUUCAUAUCAUCAGUUUAUGUGGUGGAAUUGAUCAUCCUACUCAUUUACAAUGUUCACAUUCUACAAAAACAUGGUCAUAUAUCUUAGUGAUAACGGAGCGUGAAUGUGUUGGCUCUUACUUAGGGCAUCCAAUCUUUAAAGUUAAAUCCUUGAAGAUUUUGCCAUGUGAUGGUUCUCUACAUAGUUCCCCUACGGAACAGAAAAAGAUGGAAACCGAAUUUUCUGUUCUCCUAAAUGCUGCAGAGAGGAUGCAUGGUCUGUACUUCUCCUAUGACAUCAAUUUAACACUAAGUGCUCAGCGGUUGCAUAAUUUGGGUGAUGAAUCAAAUGCGCUUCCUCUUUGGAGACAGGUAGACCCUAGGUUUGUAUGGAAUAAUUAUAUGCUGGAAGUGCUCAUAGAUAACCAGCUUGACCCAUACUUGCUUCCUGUUGUCCAAGGGAGCUUUCAGAACUUUCAGGCAGCAAUUGGGAGAGACAUAAUUGAUGUUACUCUUAUUGCACGGCGAUGCACAAGGAGAAAUGGUACACGAAUGUGGAGAAGAGGGGCUGAUUCAGAUGGUUAUGUUGCAAAUUUUGUGGAAAGUGAGCAGAUUGUUAAUAUGAACGGGUUUACAGCAUCAUUUGUUCAGGUUCGAGGGUCUAUUCCAUUGCUAUGGGAGCAGAUUGUUGAUUUGACAUAUAAGCCUAAAUAUCAGAUUGUGAAACCUGAGGAGGCACCUCGAGUUGUUGAGCGACACUUUUUGGACCUAAGAAAAAGUUAUGGGUCUGUCAUAUCUGUUGACCUUGUCAAUGAGCGUGGAGGUGAAGGAUGGUUGAGUCAAAAGUAUUCCAAUGCAAUGCAGAAUGUUACAAAUGACGAUAUAAGAUAUCUCCACUUCGAUUUUCACCACAUUUGUGGUCAUAUUCAUUUUGAGCGUCUCUCUAUUCUUUAUGAACAAAUUGAAGAUUUCCUGAAGAAAAAUAGGUAUUUUUUGUUGAAUGAGAAAGGUGAAAAAGUUGAGGAGCAGCAUGGGAUUGUGAGAACCAAUUGCAUUGAUUGUUUAGACCGCACAAAUGUUACACAGAGCAUGAUUGGAAGAAAGAUGUUGGAAAGCCAACUUCAAAAAAUGGGAGUUUUCAGUGCUGGUGAAACUAUUAGUUCACAUCCAAAUUUUGAUGAAAGCUUUAAAGUUUUGUGGGCUAAUCAUGGGGAUGACAUAAGCAUUCAGUAUUCAGGAACUCCUGCUUUGAAAGGAGAUUUUGUUAGAUAUGGCAACAGGACAAUCCAAGGAAUCGUGCAGGAUUUGUGGAAUGCCGGUGCUCGAUAUUACUUUAAUAAUUUCAGUGAUGGCACAAAGCAGGAUGCUAUUGAUCUCCUUCAUGGACACUAUAUUAUUUCUGUCAGUCGAGAUAUGACUACUCCAUCCCAGAAAGGAAAUCUUGAGGCUAUAGCUUCCCCUUCAACAGCUUUGGCAUUAGCCUUGGUUGGAUUUUUCUUUGCUCUCAUGUCACUGAGACAAGUUGGUUUUGAUAUUGGUAGUCUAUUCUUCUCACUUGUCUGGGCGGGAUUGACUGUGUGUAUAUUAGCAUUUUUGCGAGCCAAUGGUCGGAUCUUUUGUAACCGCCCUCGUUUGCACAAGCCACGGUGUUAAUGAAUGAGAAUGACUAGUGAACCUUUUGGGCUUUCUUGUUUGUGAUAAAUCUUGCCUUAUUUAAAUUUUUUUGCAUUUUUAUUACAUUUAUUCUCUAAAUGGUAUUUGUAAUCCCAUUUAAUCGACAUGUUGGCUACUUGUAAGUUUGGGGAUAGCUCAUUCACGGUCACAUUGAUUUGGGAUUACCAAUUUUAAUUGUAUUGAAAUAAAGCAGCUUAUUGUGCCUUGGUUUUGGUUUUGCAUUGUA
Messenger RNA from Nelumbo nucifera (sacred lotus), 2113 nucleotides. Lineage: Eukaryota; Viridiplantae; Streptophyta; Magnoliopsida; Proteales; Nelumbonaceae. The record is from RefSeq and is a predicted model, not a curated record.